Molecule: messenger RNA, 961 nt
Organism: Spodoptera litura
Lineage: Eukaryota; Metazoa; Arthropoda; Insecta; Lepidoptera; Noctuidae
Product: lipopolysaccharide-induced tumor necrosis factor-alpha factor homolog
Molecular function (GO): zinc ion binding
Source: RefSeq, a predicted model, not a curated record
UCAUUUCGCGUUAGACGCUUUUUUGUUAUGUCUGCGGGUUUGUUGGUUGAAAAGUAUUUAGUUACUCAAGCAUACACCAUUUGAAGCUCGUGCGUCGUGGCUGACGGACAGUGCGGUCGUGUUGUGGAUACAAUCUCAGUAAUCCGGUUUCAAUAAGUGUUGUAAACAAAUUUUAAUCAUUUUUAAAACCAGUUCUCAUCAUCUCCAGUGUUGUGCAAAGUUCAAACAUGCAGAACGACGGCCUACCGCUGUAUCCUUCUGAUUACAACACCCAAGUGCAGAUUAAAAAGUUUAACCAGAAGAGCGAACCCAUGCCGGUAGCAGCGCAGCCGGCCGUAGAACCAAUGCCACAUGUGCCCGCGCCUUUGCUGGGGCCUGUGAACACAGCGACGACUUGCCAGUUCUGCCACGCCUCGAUCAAGACUGCGGUCAAGUACACCACUACUGCGCGCACGCACAUGGCUGCGGCUCUCUGUGGCUUAUUGUGUUGUUUGUGUUGCGUCCCGUACAGCUCUGAUUCAGCGAAGAACACCGACCAUUACUGCCCCAACUGCGAGCGAUACCUCGGCACAUACGUCAAGUAAUUACAUGCGCGAGUUACAUUCUACAUACAUUAAAAUUUAUAUUUUUUCAUUGUUACGGUUAAGAAAGAUGCCUCAAAUAUAUUAUUAAAAAUAUCUUUAUUUUAGUAAUAGAAUCAUAAGACAGAGUAAACCAAUGUUGAGAAUCUAACAGUUUGAGUUAUCCAACAAAUCUUUUAUUUAUUAAGUAAGUGGAGCUUACUCAUUGAAAUAAAAGUCAUUGGUUCUCAUUUAAUUGUAAUUUAAAUGGUAUUGUGCCAUAUUAAAAGUAAGUAUAGUAAGUUAGCUGUUCAACAGUCAAUUUCCUAUCCUUAUUUGAGGUAAAACCUACACGUAAUUAUUGUAUUUUAUAUUUUUUGAAAUUAAAUAUUUAAUGUGAA